Molecule: messenger RNA, 2472 nt
Organism: Hyaloperonospora brassicae
Lineage: Eukaryota; Oomycota; Peronosporomycetes; Peronosporales; Peronosporaceae
Source: the annotation of a GenBank genome assembly
AUGGCUACAUUCUGGCGCCCCGGCACAGCGCUCCUGCGUGCCGCUGCUACGGCCGACGCAGAAGCUGAAGUCGCACGUGACGUGCCGAAAGACGUCGAGGUACCACUUGUGCAGAGUACGCCGCUGGUUGGCCUGUCCCUGCAGGACCAGCGCGCGCGUCUGCCGGUCGCCCGCCACCGGUUGGAACUGCUCUAUGCCGUGGAGUCUCAUGCAGUGACGAUCGUCGUGGGCGCCACAGGCUCUGGCAAAACAACGCAAGUGCCGCAGUAUCUGCUCGAGGCGGGAUGGGCGACGUCUCGACCGUCGCGGACUGGCAACGAGUCGGUGGCGACGACUCGGACGAUUGUGUGUACGCAGCCACGACGGGUGGCAGUCGUGACCAUUGCCGAGCGUGUGGCCACUGAACGCGGCUCUAGAGUCGGACAAGAAGUGGGCUACGCCGUCCGGUUUGAGGACAAGUGGGACGCCGAGCGCACGCGGAUCAAGUUUGUAACGGACGGACUGCUACUGAGAGAGACGAUGCGCGAUCCGCUGCUUUCGCGGUAUUCAGUGGUGAUACUGGACGAAGCCCAUGAACGCAACUUGGAGACGGAUUUGCUGCUUGGACUGAUCAAGAAGAUACGGCGAAAGCGACCAGAACUACGCGUGAUCAUUGCAUCGGCGACGUUGCAAGUCGAUACGUUUGUCAAGUUUUUCCGCGCAAAGACGCCCGACGCGCGUGCGACGGCUCGAGAUGGCUCGACGACGCUCGCAACGACCUCUGCUGGUCUGAAAGAUGUGGUGGUCGUGUCCGUUGAAGGCCGUCAAUAUCCUGUCGACAUUGAGUACCUCCAAACCCCGUGCGGAGACUACUUGCAACAAACAGUUGACACGGUGUUGGCGAUUGACCAGCACGAAGGUGAAGGGGACGUGCUGGCGUUUCUGCCUGGUCAGGAGGAAAUCGAUGCUGUCGUUCGAGCGCUGAACGACCGCGCGCCAGCUCAUAUCCUCGCGGUGCCGUUGUACGGGACGUUGCCGCUACGUAUGCAGCAGAACGCAUUCCUGCCAGCACCUCGCGGUGUUCGUCGAAAAGUGAUUGUCGCGACUGCUAUUGCCGAGACGUCCGUGACGAUCGAUGGCGUGGUGUUUGUCAUUGACGCGUGUUUUACAAAGCUCGCGUUCUACAACCCGCUGACUGGCGUCGAAGCACUGCUCACGACGUUGGUGUCCAAGGCCUCGGCCAAGCAGCGAGCAGGUCGUGCCGGUCGUUCGCGUGCUGGAAAGUGCUUUCGACUGUGCACAGAAGCGUUCUUCCGCUCGACGCUCGCGAACGAGACGAUCCCGCAGAUGCAGCGCACGAAUCUCGCAACAGUUGCGCUGUACCUCUUGAGCAUGGGCAUCCGAGACCUCGCGCACUUUGACUUUGUGUCGCCGCCGUCGCCCGAAGCGCUCAUCCGUGCGCUGGAGUUGCUGUUCGCACUCGGUGUCAUUGACUCGAACAGCCGACUCGUGGAGCCACUUGGGACGCAAGUGGCCGAGUUCCCCGUGGCGCCGCCGCUCGCCAAAGUGCUUUUGUCGUCCGGUCAAUUCAACUGCCUGCGCGAGAUGCUCAGUAUCGCGAGCGUGUUGUCCGUGGGCGACGUGUUUUUGCCCGCACAUGGCUCGAAAGAGCGACGAGAGGCACUCGUCGAGGCCAUGCAGCACUUUGCCCACGCAGACGGCGACCACCUGACGUACCUGUCGAUCUACGACGCGUUUGUCGACAAUGGACAGAGCCGUUCGUGGUGUGACGAGUUCCUGCUGAGCCAUCGCGCACUAGUGCGAGCGACCGAAGUGCGUCAACAACUGCAACAGCACGUCACGCGCUGCUUCAGAGCACUGGACGCACAUCAAACAGCAGCAGUGAGCGACAUGAACACUGACGAAGACCGUCACGUGCGACUCGACCGCAGCCAAAACACUGACGAAGCACUAGCGAAGACGUGCAGUGCAACGAUCCGCAAGUGUUUAGUCAGCGGAUACUUUGCCAAUGCUGCGCAAUUGCACGCAGACGGCGUCUACCGAACUCUGCGGGACCAGCGACCGGUGCAGCUGCACCCGACGUCCGUGUACUACCACCUGAAGACACCACCGCCCGAGUACAUUGUGUUCCACCAGAGCGUCCUGACGACCGAAGAGUUUGUCCGCGACGUGUCGAAGAUCGAUCCGCGUUGGCUCGUGGACCUCUCGCCGGACUUUUACCGCACGAAAGACGUGAGCUGCGCCGUCUCGGGCAGUUCCGGUGCAGUGGGUCUGCCCUCCGCAUCGUCAUCUGCAGCAGUCCCAACGAAGACGAAGAAGAAGCUCAAGUUGACUGGACCGGAAGCGACUUCUGCAUUGAGUUCGGAGCACCGCAUCCUGUUCCGCAAACCGCUGCGGUCGCGUUUGCCAACGAGGCCGACGCUGCCCGUGCACAUUGGCAAGAGCAAAGGAGGACUGCGGUCGCAGUUCUAG